AUGCAGUCCGCCGCCAAUAUGGUCCCUGCCGCCUCAGCUCCCAGCAAACAGGCCGACGAUGCGUCCUCACCGUCAUCGUCUUCGCCAUUGAAGACCGUCAGUGAAGAUAAGCAGCAGCAAGCGCAGAAGCAGACGACGAAACCGGAGAAGAAGACGAAUGGCUCCGUGCGAUACCCCUUUUGGUUCGGAGGCAGCGCCAGUAGUAUGGCCGCCUGUGUAACCCAUCCUUUGGAUCUUGUGAAGGUCCGCCUCCAAGUCCGCCGCCCCGACGCGCCAAAGAACAUGGUCGGCACCUUCGCCCACAUCGUCCGCAACGACGGCGUGACGGGCCUCUACAACGGCCUCUCCGCCUCCCUCCUGCGCCAAAUGACCUACUCCACCGUCCGCUUCGGCGUCUACGAAGAGCUCAAAGUCCGCAUGACCCGCGAGAACGGCGGCAAACCCCCGUCCUUCCCCGUCCUCGUCGCGAUGGCCUCCGCCUCGGGCUUCGUCGGAGGCAUCUCCGGCAACGCCGCCGACGUCCUCAACGUCCGCAUGCAGCAGGACGCCGCCCUGCCCGCCGCCGAGCGCCGCAACUACAAGCACGCCCUCGAGGGCAUGCUGCGCAUGGCCCGCGAGGAGGGCCUCAUGAGCUGGUUCAGGGGCGUCCUGCCCAACAGCAUGCGCGCCGCCGCCAUGACGGCCAGCCAGCUCGCCUCCUACGACAGCAUCAAGUACAUGUUCAUCCGCCACACGCCCCUGGGCGACAGCACCGCCACGCACUUCGCCUCGUCCUUCCUCGCCGGCGUCGUCGCCGCGACCGUCACGAGCCCGAUCGACGUCAUCAAGACCCGCGUCAUGUCGGCCAGCACGCAGGAGGGCCUCGCCCACACGCUGGCCAAGAUUUACAAGGCCGAGGGCCUCGGGUGGAUGUUCAAGGGCUGGGUGCCCAGCUUCUUGAGACUCGGACCCCAAACUAUCUGUACAUUCAUGUUCCUGGAACUGCACCGCAAGACUUACAGGGCCGUGACCGACGUCGGCAGCGACGACAAGGCCAUCUGA
Molecule: messenger RNA, 1041 nt
Organism: Colletotrichum karsti
Lineage: Eukaryota; Fungi; Ascomycota; Sordariomycetes; Glomerellales; Glomerellaceae
Exons: 4
Coding region: 1-1041 (346 amino acids)
Biological process (GO): oxaloacetate transport; phosphate ion transmembrane transport; thiosulfate transport
Molecular function (GO): thiosulfate transmembrane transporter activity; antiporter activity; malate transmembrane transporter activity
Source: RefSeq, a predicted model, not a curated record